Eutrema salsugineum is the source of this 1316-nucleotide messenger RNA. RefSeq names its product thioredoxin-like 1-1, chloroplastic. NCBI's taxonomy places the organism in Eukaryota, Viridiplantae, Streptophyta, Magnoliopsida, Brassicales, Brassicaceae. The record is from RefSeq and is a predicted model, not a curated record. The transcript is spliced from 4 exons. Bases 160 to 894 code for a protein of 244 amino acids. Gene Ontology annotation, biological process: cell redox homeostasis.
UUAUAAAUUUUCUCGUGGAAGAGAAAAAAAAAAGCGAAACUUUGCUGGCGAUUAUAGAUUGCUGAGAGGACACGUCGUCUCUGUGAGACUUUCUUUUCUUCUUCUUCUUCUUUCUGGUAAAAUUGGGUCUUUUCUCGUUACCGAUUUCAUACUUUUCUAAUGGCGGAGGUGAUUAGCAGAACGAGUUUGUUCUUCGGAGCUUGUGGGAAUCACUACGUAGAUGAUUCCUCUGUGUCACCGGUGAGUUUUGCUGGGUUUGGUUUGAAAAAAAGUUUCUCAUCUCUGAAGCAGAAGCCUCUUAGAAGCGAAUUCCAUGGAAAACAGAUCCUUGUCGGAGAUGUUCAAAACGAGAGCUUCAAAAAGAGCUUCCGGUCAUCAUCCAUCACAGCUCAGACAACGCUGAGGAUUGGGACAUCUCAAAAGUGGUGGGAGAAAGGUCUGCAAGAAAACAUGAGAGAGAUCUCUUCAGCACAAGAACUCUUAUGUCAGUUGGCAGAGCAGAACCCUGAUGUGCAGUUUCUUCAGGUGAAUUACGAGGAGCACAAGUCCAUGUGUUACAGUCUCGGUGUCCAUGUCCUCCCGUUUUUCCGAUUCUACCGAGGCGCUCAUGGUCGUGUUUGCAGCUUUAGCUGUACCAAUGCCACGAUCAAGAAAUUCAGAGACGCAUUGGCAAAGCAUACUCCAGAUAGGUGCAGCCUCGGUCCGACCAAAGGCCUUGAAGAGAAAGAGCUUGUGGCACUUGCAGCCAACAAAGAACUCAACUUUAGUUACACACCAAAGAUUGUACCUGUUGAGGAAGAAGCAGCCUCUCCCACUUCAAACCCAAGUCUCCCUGUUCCUCAUCCAUCGAUGAGUGCCAGUGACGAGAAGACAUUGGUCUCCGCAGGGAGAUGAUCUGGCGGUUCUGAGAGCGAAUAAACAUUUUCUCUGUACAGUUUGCGUGAUAAUAGUACUAGCAGUUGGAUAUAUUGCACUACCUAAAGAUGUAUGUUCUCGGAGCAGCCGGUUUAAUGGGGUUUAGUUUUUUUUUUUGGUGUCCCCGGAGCCGGUUUAAUGGGUUUUCGUUGAGCAAGACCAGUUUCGAUGGUUCUUGAGCUUUGCUCAGUUCUUAUGGGAUGUAGAGCGGAAAAGGUCGUGCGCUUGAGCUUAUAUUUUAAUCAGCUUCAGUAGAAUUUUGGUUUCUUUGCUUUGUUUUUAUUGCUUGCAAGUUUUUUCUAUGUAUGUAGUAAAUAUCCCGAUGAGGAUUAUGAAACAAUGUCAUAAUGUCAUUCUCUAUGGAUUGGUAUCUUAUAUAGUAUUUUAAUGUCUUUUCUGAA